Messenger RNA from Penicillium macrosclerotiorum, 642 nucleotides. RefSeq lists its product as uncharacterized. The coding region runs from base 1 to 642 and encodes 213 amino acids. Gene Ontology annotation, biological process: nucleoside metabolic process. The record is from RefSeq and is a predicted model, not a curated record. Gene Ontology annotation, molecular function: catalytic activity. The transcript has a single exon. Lineage: Eukaryota; Fungi; Ascomycota; Eurotiomycetes; Eurotiales; Aspergillaceae.
AUGGCUGCAGAGGUCGUGAGAGAUCUGCCCCGUCUUCAAUUUGGACUUUUGGUCGGAAUCGCUGGCGGAAUACCUUCAGCUACCAAUGACAUGCAAUUGGGAGAUGUGGCCGUCGCCGUUCCAGAGGGCGAUCGCCCGGGCAUUGUGGGAUAUGAUCUUGGAAAGGCCAGAGAGGAUGGUCAAUUUGAACUGAAGCACUGGCAGAACUCAACACAUCCAAUGCUUCGUUCGGUGAUUAACGUGAUUCGGGCUCGAGAGGAUUCACGAUUCAGGCGACAUCUUCGUGUCGUGGACGAGCGUCCGGAGUUUCGGAGACCAGAUGUUACUUCCGAGGCGGACCGUGUAUCUCCCAAGGUGCACUAUGGGACUAUCCUAUCCGGCAACACUGUGGUCAAAUCCCAGUCGAAAAGGGACCAGCUGAGGGAACUUUACGGAGGGAUUGCAGUCGAGAUGGAAGCCGCGGGGAUAAUGACUAGGCUACCGGUGGCAGUGAUUCGAGGUAUUAGUGAUUUUGCAGAUUCCUCCAAGAAUAGCAUAUGGCAACCAUAUGCCGCCAUUACAGCGGCCGCCUUUGCCAAAGAAGUUCUCCUAUGCUUACCCGGUGAAGAUCAGAAGAUUGAGGGAGGCUAUCUAGGUGCGUAG